AGCGGGGCUUGAGCGGGGCCGUGUCCGCGGGGCCCCCGCCCGCCCCGGGCCAUGGAGCCGGGCCCCGCGCGGCGCUGGCAGAAGGUGCUGUACGAGCGACAGCCCUUCCCCGAUAACUACGUGGACCAGCGGUUCCUGGAGGAGCUGCGGAAGAACGUGCACGCCCGGCAGUACCGCUACUGGGCCGUCGUCUUCCAGUCGGGAGCGGUGGUGCAGCAGCUGUGCAGCGUCUGCGUCUUCGUGCUCACCUGGUGGUACAUGGACGCCGGGAUGCUGAGCCCGCAGGGGCUUUUCGGGGCGGCCCUGCUCUCCUCGCUGCUCGGCUACGUCCUGUUCGACGCCGUGGACGGCGGGGCUGGGCGGUGGGAGAGCGGGCGGACGCGCUGGGCUGACCUCAAGAGCACGCUGGUGUUCACCGCCUUCACCUACGGCUUCUCGCCCGUGCUGAAGACACUGACCGAGUCCAUCAGCACGGACACCAUCUAUGCCAUGUCGGCCCUCAUGCUCCUGGGCCACCUCAUCUUCUUCGACUACGGCGCCAACGCCGCCAUCGUGUCCAGCACGCUGUCCCUCAACAUGGCCAUCUUCGCCUCGGUGUGCUUGGCCUCCCGCCUUCCCCGCGCCCUCCACGCCUUUGUCAUGGUCACCUUCGCCAUGCAGAUCUUCGCCCUCUGGCCCAUGCUGCAGAAGAAGCUGAAGGCCCGGACGCCGCGGUGUUACGUGGGGGUGACGGUGCUGUUUGCGCUGGCGGCGCUGGCAGGACUGGCCACCAUCUCCAGCGUGGGUGCCGUGCUCUUCGCCUCGCUGCUGCUCACCAUCUCCUGCCUCUGCCCCUACUGCCUCAUCCGCCUCCAGCUGCUCAAGGACAACAUCCACGGGCCGUGGGAUGAGGCUGAAAUCAAGGAGGACCUCUCCAGGUUCCUCAUGUAGGCCUGGCCUGGAGGGUCCCUCUGCUGUGAGCAGUACAAAGGUCCUUGCUGGGGGACAGCCCUGGGGAGGAGAACACCUGACUCAAUAAAGCCUCUCACACAGCAGCAAGGACCAUG
This is a messenger RNA of Empidonax traillii (willow flycatcher), 1046 nucleotides long. RefSeq names its product phosphatidylinositol glycan anchor biosynthesis class C (gene PIGC). Lineage: Eukaryota; Metazoa; Chordata; Aves; Passeriformes; Tyrannidae. The transcript has a single exon. Gene Ontology annotation, biological process: GPI anchor biosynthetic process. Gene Ontology annotation, cellular component: membrane; glycosylphosphatidylinositol-N-acetylglucosaminyltransferase (GPI-GnT) complex. The record is from RefSeq and is a predicted model, not a curated record. The coding region runs from base 52 to 930 and encodes 292 amino acids.